Molecule: messenger RNA, 1008 nt
Organism: Chelmon rostratus (copperband butterflyfish)
Lineage: Eukaryota; Metazoa; Chordata; Actinopteri; Chaetodontiformes; Chaetodontidae
Exons: 4
Coding region: 211-492 (93 amino acids)
Source: RefSeq, a predicted model, not a curated record
GAAGAGACGGCUGAAUUUGAAUGGAGAGGAACUGAACAGCAGUCAGUCGUCUUUCUGACCAAAAACAAGCUUCACACCUCUGAGGAUUAACGUUAAGACAUUAUUGUUGUUUACUACAUCAUCAUCAUCAUCAUCAUCAUCAUCCUUGUCUUCGUCAGCUUCCUGUCUCCGGCUGUCUCUGUGCUGUGAUUGGCCGAGGUGACGGAGGUGAUGAACACAUGUGACGUGGUAGGUGGAGCUUCUGAAGAGGACCCGAUGGCAUUCCAGGUGUCAGACUCUGCGGAGCGUUUUCCAAAACUUUCCAGGCGUCUCCCGUCCAUCGUCGUGGAGCCGACCGAUGGAGGAGAGGUGGAGAGUGGAGAGCUGCGCUGGCCUCCUGAUGAUGUCAGCAGUGAUGUCAGAGAGGGACACGCCCAGGUGACAGGUUCACCUGUGGAGGAGGGGCCUCAGAAACACGUCAGAGUACGGACAGAGUACAAACCCUCUGACUGACGUGGCUUCUUUACUCUCAGCCAAUCAGUGUGAAGGUCUCUGUGCUAACGGAGGGGGCGGGGCCAGCUCAACUGUAGCCCCACCUCUAGGCCAGGGGGCGGAGUCUGAGCAGGACAGAAUGAGCGAAUAAAAGACAAGAAGAUCCCAACGAGAAAAUAAAUCUGGAAGGUCGAUGGACCCCAGAGGAUUAUGGGACAGCAAUCAGCAGAAAAAUAAACGAAUAUUAAAAAUCUGAAUAUCAAUAACAACUAUAAAAACAUGUGUGAUCAAACUGAAGCAUCAGCUGAUGAGUGUUCAGUGUUCAUUAAACAGCUGUUUCCUCCACAUUCAUGCUGUUAUGUGUAAAUAAGUUUCCAUACGUUAUAAAAUACGUCAGAAACCAACAUUCAUAUUUUACACAUGUACUCAUAUUUGUCAGACAUCCAGAUUUCUUGUGUUUUUGUCUGCAGGUGAACAUUUUCAGAGGUUUUGUGGCUGUUAAUGAACAAUAAAUCCUGUUAUUGGUCUUUUUAUUGA